Molecule: messenger RNA, 2280 nt
Organism: Camellia sinensis
Lineage: Eukaryota; Viridiplantae; Streptophyta; Magnoliopsida; Ericales; Theaceae
Product: synaptotagmin-3
Cellular component (GO): endoplasmic reticulum
Molecular function (GO): lipid binding
Source: RefSeq, a predicted model, not a curated record
UGUGUUUUGGCGGUUUCAUCUGGGACUCUUUUUCGUUACGUUCCGUAGUAAAUUUUCUUAGAUUUUGUCGCCCUCACCUCGCUUCCCUGGAAAAUUUUUCUCUUUUCUCUCGCUUCUAUUCCCUUUCUCUGUCUCUACUCUACAUUCAUUGAUUUUCCACCCUUUGAAUUCACUUCACUUCUCUUGAUUUUCCCUCUUCUUCCCAGUCUAAUCUCCUCUGUUUCUUGGAGUUUGACUGGCUAGCACACAUGGGUUUUCUCAGCAUCGUCUUGGGAAUUCUUGGCUUUGGGAUUGGACUUCCGAUUGGACUUUUGAUUGGGUUUUACUUCUUCGUCUACUCCGAGCCCAAAGAUGUUGAGGAUCCAGUUAUUAGGCCUCUUCAUGAGCUGGAUACAACUGGUUUGCAAGACAUUCUCCCUGAGAUUCCAUGUUGGGUGAAGAGUCCGGAUUAUGAUCGAGUAGACUGGUUAAACAAGUUUCUUUUGGAUAUGUGGCCUUACCUUGACAAGGCAAUUUGUGGUCAGAUAAGAACUAUUGCACAACCAAUAUUUGCAGAAUACGUUGGGAAGUAUCAAAUAGAAUCAAUUGAGUUUGAGAAUCUAAGCCUUGGAACUCUUCCUCCUACAUUUCAGGGUCUUAAAAUCUACGAGACUAAUGAGAAAGAACUAGUCAUGGAACCGGCUAUUAAAUGGGCUGGCAAUCCAAACGUAAUUGUGGUGGUAAAAUUGUUGUCUGUGAGGAUCACAGUUCAGUUAGUGGAUCUACAAAUAUUUGCUGCACCACGGAUAACUUUGAAACCUCUCGUGCCUAGUUUUCCAUGUUUUGCAAACAUUGUGGUAUCUUUGAUGGAGAAGCCACACGUGGAUUUUGGAAUGAAAGUACUGGGAGGGGAUAUUAUGUCCAUACCUGGCCUUUACCGAUUUGUUCAGGAGACUAUUAAAAAACAAGUUGCAAACCUUUACCUCUGGCCUCAAACCCUUGAAAUACCGAUCCUCGAUGCUUCAGCAACGGCAACAAAGAGGCCUGUAGGGAUACUAAAUGUGAAAGUUGUACGAGCACUCAAACUUUUGAAGAUGGACUUAUUAGGUUUAUCAGAUCCUUACGUUAAGCUCAGCCUGAGUGGAGAGAGGCUGCCAGCAAAGAAAACAUCCAUCAAGAAGAAGAACUUGAAUCCCGAGUGGAACGAGGAAUUUAAGCUUAUUGUCAAGGACCCCCAGUCUCAAGUUCUUAACAUAAAUGUCUUUGAUUGGGAUCAGGUAGGUGGACAUGACAAGUUAGGAAUGCAAACAAUUCCUCUGAAACUGCUAACACCCAAUGAGACAAAGGAAUUUGUACUUGAUCUGCUUAAGCACACUGGUAUCAGUGAUCCCCAUGACAAGAAGCAUAGAGGGCAAAUUGUGUUGGAACUGACAUAUGACCCUUUUAAAGAAGGUGACGAGUUUAGUGGACCCCUGGAUGGAGGAUAUGGGAGGAUGGAAAGUGGAAUUCAUAGGGCAUCAGAGAAUGACAGCCCUGGUGGAGCAGGUUUACUUUUGGUUACGGUCUGUGGAGCUGAGGACGUAGAGGGUGAGCGUCACAACAACCCGUAUGCUUUGGUCCUUUUUAGAGGAGAAAGAAGAAAAUCAAAAGUUAUCAAGAAAACUCGUGACCCGCUAUGGAAUGAAGAAUUCCAGUUUAUGCUUGAAGAGCCUCCUGUAAGUGAUAGGAUCCAUAUCGAGGUCUUGAGCAAGCGGUCACGCAUCAGUUUCAGAUCAAAGGAGUCUUUGGGAUAUACAGAUAUUAAUCUCGCUGAUGUAGUGCACAACGGUCAUAUCAACCAGAAAUACCAUUUGAUAGAUUCAAAGCAUGGAGUGAUACACGUUGAGCUCGGGUGGAAGACAGUAUGAGGAUAUGGACAUAUACAUGUUUGUGAUAUGGUAUAUAAAUAUUUUCUGAACGAGGUCUUUGGUCUUAAAAAACUCACAAGAUUGUUACAGACAAGGAAAUAGAGUUGAGGAGUGAGAAGGAAAAGAAAUCUGAAAUUCUGCAUCAUUUGUAGUAUUUCAGUACAGGGCAAGUAUAAGAAAUGAUGCAUAGUUUUGGAGUUAUGAGAGUUGUUCAUGAUGUUCAAAUGUCACAAGUUCUAUUUGUACACAUUUUUUUCUUUUAGUUUGCUGUCAACUUCUGCAAUCUUUAAACCUCUGCAAUCUCAAUUUUUGUAUUACUUCUGUUACUAGGGUAGACAAUACAUAAAUUUGUUGGUAUAACCGUUAAAGGUGGCUGAGAAUUCUGUUCUAAAAA